Molecule: messenger RNA, 8076 nt
Organism: Paramecium tetraurelia
Lineage: Eukaryota; Ciliophora; Oligohymenophorea; Peniculida; Parameciidae
Exons: 5
Molecular function (GO): protein binding
Source: RefSeq, a predicted model, not a curated record
AUGUAAUAAUUGGUUAAAAAGUUUAAUACAAAAUUACACAAAAGAGUCCAACAAUUCUUUUACCAAGACGACACAAUUCAGAUUGAUGAAUUAUAAGUUACACAAGCUUAAAUAGCAGAAAUGGAACAAAUUAUACCUCCUAAAGAUAUUAUCCUUGACUUUUCAAAAAGCUAUUUCCAUUAGAUUGAUCAGAACCUUGAAUUAGCUCCUACUACAAGCACCAUAUUCUAUUGUUUUUUGAGUCUAAAGAAAAUAAUUGAAAUUCCCAACAAUCCUAGCUAUGAUAAAAAAUUACUUGACUUAGAUGAAACUACUUUAAAGGAAUCCAAUGACGGUAUUGGUGAAUCUCAAAUAGAAAAAGAUCGCCUUUAAAACUCUUAAGAAUUUGUUGCUUAAAAUAUGUCUUUUCAAGCUAAAUGUGAAUAUCAUACUUAAUUAUUUGAAGCAAUUCACUUUUUUGUCUCAAUUAUUCAGGAGAGACUGUCUGUGGAUACUGAUUUCAUGCAAAAUAUCGCCUUAGCAAAACCCCUGCUCUACGAUAUUACUUAGAUUUAUUUAGUUUAUUAUUUACGUCUUUAUAGAAUUAAUAUUGAAGCGAACUCACAUAAAUUUUUCUUAGAAUAUUACGAAAGAGGAUAAACUCUAUUCAGAUUAGCAUGUCUUCAUUUUAAUUAAUAUCAAACUCAAAACCUAUUAAAUCUACUUUACAAUUUUAGAAUAGUAACAAUUUUAGCCAUCAUUCUCUCAAAUAAAUUAUAAUACUUAUAAAAAGUCAUACAAGAUUUCUUAAACUAUCACUACUCGACUUUGGAAAAUAUGGAAUCACUCUUUAAAUUUGAAUAAACCCUUAAAAGUACAAUUUUUGAAUAUUGCUUAAGUGUUUCAAAUCAAAAUAUGUUCCAACAAAUGUUUUAAGAAAUAUUAACUUUGGAUCAGAGGUUUAUCAACAAUUGUUACAUCCUAGAAUUGAAAUGGUUGUUGUUUUCUAGGUAUCUUUCAUCAGAUAUUUUGGAAGAAACGAAAAGAUCACUAAUCGAAGAUUAUAUAACAAAUUCAAUGUAAUGGAAAGAUUAAUUUCUAUAACUAAUUCGAUUGGGUUCAAAAAGACUCUUAUUUUUCUUUAUCAACAUAGAAAAGUUCUCAAAUUCUAAUGCGAUUAUAACAAAAUGGUAGGAGAUAAUAAUAGACAUAAUUAAAUCUUGUUUUAAGAUUGAACCAAAUUAAUAAUUUGAAGAAGAGUUCAUUGAACAACUCUUUAAAUUUAUUUUGAAUUCCUUAUAACAUAUUUUAAAAUAUAACCAAAAGAAGAAUAAAAGAUCAAAUAAAAUAUUGUAAUUAUUGGAAGAUUCCAUUCACCAUCCCUUGGCUAAAGAAUAUAGAUUUUAGAAAAAAUUAUUAGACAUUCUCAUCCUUAGUGAUUUAGCAUGUUAUGGUGAUAACAUUGAAAAUUAUAUCUUCAAUUUUGUAUCUCCAUCGUCUUUCACUUUUGAUCCCAUCAAUACAGCAAAAUAUAUUUUGAUUUGCAAUUAAAAUGCCUGCAGGUAGAAAAUAAUAAACCAUAUUUAUUAUUCAAUUGUAAAAUAUAAAAAAAUGAGUACCAUGGAUCCAAAAAUAAAUUUAUGUCAAGUAAUUCAAUAGCUGCAUUAAAUGAUUGCUUUCUUUGAAUAGGAGAAGACUGUCAAUCAAGAUGUCAAAUUUUUAUCAUAAUAGAUAAGAUUCGCUUUAAGAUCAAUUCUGACGAUUUUUGUAAUUAGUGAUGAAUCGAUUUAAUAAGACAAUACAAAUUCUUUACUUAAUUAACAUCCACUUUUAUUUUUAGAAAAAUCGUUUUAAGAAAUUGAAGUACAUUUUGAUGUUCCCUCAAGAAAUACUUUUGAUCUCUCUUGUGCUUUGCAUAUCUCAUAAUAUUUGAAGAAAGUCUUAGAUUUUGCAAAUUCAACGCAAAAUUGCGAAUUGGAAGAUUUAUAUGACAUUUUAACAUGCCAGCUCAAGAUAAUCAAAGCAAUACAAAAGUUUUUGCUACUUGAUAACGAUAUAAUAGCACUAAAUCAAUUCUUUGACAAUAUUGAUUAGUCUCUGUAUAAAUUUAUGGUUAAGGUCUUAAUAUAAGAACUUUCAGCAACUCAGAUGAAAUUUAUUUUUGAAAAUAUCAUCAUCUUAAUAUUUGAAGAUCGAGUAACUAAAAAUUUGAGUAGCAUAAAUGAAAGUAUCCACAAAUACUUCAAUUAUCGUUUAAUGAAAAUAUUCUUAAGCAUCAUGUUUGAAUGUGAAUUACCAGCUGAAUAUAAGAAAUAAAUUGUGGAUAGAAUCUAUGAACUUGUCAAUUAUAAUAUCCUUUAAUUUUCUUCAAUUGUGAACAAAAUCAUAUUACUCUUAGCCAUAGAAAAGAAUCAAGGAUAAGAUCAAAUAAGACAAAAAAUGAUUGAAAUUAUUCAGCUUAUUUGUGGAACAAGCUUGUCUAAUAUAUAAUUAAAAUCCCUCCUAAGAUUAUGUUUUGGAGGUUCAAACAAAUUGCUAAUAUUCCGCAAUUAAAUACCUGAUUAUUAAUAAAGCUAACAAUUAGCAGAUUCAGUCUUUGAAAAUGACAGUGAUCUCAUUAAUAUAUAUUUUGAGCCAUAACUGAAACUUGUAGAUAAUUAUAGUUUUAAAUAAGGGUUAUCAGAUUUUCUAUCUAUUUUCAACAGCCUUUUGGAAGAAAAAGAUUCAUAUAUACUUUUUAAAGAUUUUAAUUCCUAUAUUAAUUUGCCAAUCCAAUUCCCUAUUACCAAAGGAUUUACAAUCUAUUUUGAAAUCCAACUUAAUAAUCAAGGAUUUUAAGAAGUUAAUGGAUUCUAGGAGUCACAGGAAAUAAUAAUUCCUUAGGAAAUUAGGUAACAAUACUAUGAGAUUGUGACUUUGUAUUCAGAAAAGAUUUUCAACAAAAUAAGUGGAGUUAAAAUUUUAAUUUCCCAGAAAUGUGUUUAGAUAAGAUAAUUUAAAUUUGUAAAUAAAUAGGAAGCUUUAGUGCCAGUAUUCUAAAAUUACGAAAUCAAUGUACCAGAAUCACUCAAAUAUAAUUACUAAAUAAAUUACAAAAAUGGAUCUUUUACUGUUAUUGUUAAUGGUAAAUUAUGCAAAAGUGAGUAAAAAAAACUAAUGGAAAUUAACCAGAUUGUUUAAAUUGAUUUGGGGAAGAGUAUGGAAUCAACAUGUACCCUUAGUUAUAUCUUUGCAACUCAAUAGUUUGAUUACGAGACUAAUAUCUUUAGAGGGAAAAUGUUCAAUUUCAUUCUGACUGAUCAAGUACAAAACGAAUCCAUUUUGGAAUCACAAGUUAAAACUAAGUAAUUAAUUAAAUUUUCUAAAUUUACUAAAGUGGUUAACCCUUUCGUAUUGUCGGAUAUGGUUGUACAAGAUCUAUUUGAAGUCAAUGAUACUAUUUAAUAUAAAGAGAUUGAGACGCAUAAUAAUCAAAUUAAUUCUAUCUCGUGUAAACAAAUAUCUAAUGUGAGAGAUAUUUUAAAACAUAGUAAUAUUCAAUCUUUAAUAUUACAUGUAUUUCAAGAAAUUUUGAAUUAGAAAUAAAUGAAAGAAUAUGAAAAUUAAAUAUCAGAUCUAUUAAGUAUUUUACUAAAUAAGAUAAUUUUAAGGGAUGAGGAAAUACUGAAAGUUUUCUUUAAGGAGGAGUUCAAUUUAUUUAUCUAAAUACUUAAACAAUUGACUUCAAAAGUAAAAAUUUAAAAGUUACUUUAAAUUUUAGAAAAUUUUAAUGACAAACUAAGUGAAUCCUAUCAACAAUAUUACUCAAAAUUCACCAAUGAAGUUAUAUAUAAUUUUUAAUUUUUUGAAAAAUUCAUAGAAGAUGAAGUCAUAUUAAAUAAUUAUUUUAUGAAAACACUGUAAUAAUAUUAAAUCCCAUUCGAAAAAAUUGUUACAACAAAAUAAUUUUUUUAAUUUUUGAAAUCUUACAUAAUUUGGCCUUUUUAAUCAAAUAUCAAAAUCAAACACGAAAACCUAUUUUAUAAAUUUGUCAAUGACAUGCAAUUGUUUGCUAAGCUCUUUGAAUAUCAAGAUUUAAGUUCUGAUUAUCUUGAAAUUAUUGAGCUAUAUUUUAAGAUAAUUAGUUCAAAGUUUUAGUAAGCCAUGAGAUCAAACUUGAAUAAAUACUCUUAAAAUACGUUAAUAAUCAACUCAAAGAAUGAUAUUUUGUAUCUUUCUGCUUUAUUGAAUGCGUGUAAAAUGAAAACAUAUUAAAAUAUUAAUUUUGAAAAUGGGAAUUUUAUUUACUUACUAAUUCAUAUUGAAGAUUAUCAUAAAGAAAACCUCCAAUAUAAUCCAAAUAUUGUAAACUCACUUAUCAGCGAAAUAUUUUACUUUAGAGAUUCUCUAAGAAGAAAUCUGAACAUUAUUCAAACUAUAAUCGAAGAAAUUAAAAGUGUGAACUCCCUCUGCGCGAUUAUAAAUCUACUUGCUUAUGUUUUACAUGAUAAUAUCUAGAUACUUAACAACAAGUAUAAACCUUCAAUAAUCGAUUAAAUAUGCCUAAAGUUAACAUAGUAGCAAUAGGAUCUUCUUGAAAUCUCAAAUAAUACUAUGCUAGAAUUACUUUUUGAUUCCUUGCGUUAUAAGGAUCUUCCAAAUACUUCUCAAGAAGUUUAUGUACAACUCCUAAAAUAAAAAAUAAGCUGUUAACAUCUCAAUUCAAUUGAUUUAGGGAGGUUAAUAAAAAUAUAUUCUCAAACACCUGAAAUAUUUUAUCGGUUAUUACAUUUUAUUAAGAAUUCCAUAUAAAUUCAAAAGUUGCUAAAUUAGGUGGUCAUAUUGGCAAACCUUAUUAAAAUGUUGAAUAUCAUAAAAAAGGAUUGCUUUGCCAAAGAUCAAACCUUUGAAUCUAAAUAAUAAUGUUCGAUCUUGUUAAGUUUCUACAUAGAAUAUUUUUAAUAGAAGAAUUUCUUCAAAUUCAAUUUAAAAAAAAAGUAGAAGGAGAAUUAGCAAAUAGAAAAUUAAUUAAGUUGUGGAGGGCUAUUUGGACUCUUCGCUGAGAUCUUCUGCUAAGCAUUAAAAAAUUAGUCAUAAGAAUUUGUUAUUGAUAAUAUUUUAAAGCUUUUACAUGUCUAUAAAGAAGAGAUGAAUAAGAAAACGGAUGAUUCCUUUGUUCAGGAAUUAUAUGGGUUAUUCAAUUACAGUUCAGACAAAAAUGGAAUUAAAUUUCCCAGUAUUGUGAAAGUUUUUAAAGAUAUUAAUCAAAAUGCAUCAGAAGGUCAACUCAAAAAGAUAUAAGAGGUUAUUAGUUAAAUUGAAUAGCAAUAGGAAACUUAAUUUAAAGGGAAUCAUGAUAUUGUUAAUUCAAUGCUGGCUGAAUUUAAUAAUUAAAUUAAAAUGAUCGAAGGCUAUCACCUUUAAUUAGAAUAAAAAUAUGAAGAAUAUAAGAGGAACACACUAAAAUUCAUUGAAGAGGAUUCAUCAAAAAGUAUAAGUACGAAUACUACUUUUAAUAUGUCGUUAAAUGUUAUAAAGAUUAAGGAUGAAGAAGAUUAAAAAGAAUCAUCAGUUUAGUAAACUUCACAACUUAAUUUAUAUAUUGAUUUUAAUCUUUGGAAUAAUUUCAUGAAUUUAACCUCUUUAAGAUAAUUUAUUAAAGGACUUAAUGAAGAGAUUUUAUGGAACUAGAAAAGCCAAAAAAAAAAUUAUAAAAUUAAGUGGAAACACUCAAAUCUAGUUGAUUAUGAAAAUAAAAUAAUUUUCAAAAAAUAUAUCUUUAUGAAAAAUUAAGCGAAUGAUUAAAAUAAGUUGAAUUCGUUCAAUCCUAUAUUUGAGUCUAAAAGAAUUAGUGUGAGUGAAGAUAAGUAAGAAUGUAAGGUAAUUAUUGGGACUUUAAAGAAUAUUUUGGAUAAAUGUGAGGAAGUAAGAAUAAAAAUUAUGUAAUCUGGUAUUAAGUUUUUUGAUCCAUUUAGAAAUGAGGAGAUUGUAAUAACGAAUUAGAAAUGUAAGGUGACUAUAAUGAAAUAUCAAAAUUAAGAGAAAAGCUUUUUGAUAAAAUAAUUUGAAUAAUCUUAUCAAAGUUUUUACUUUCUAAUAAUAAAUGAAGAAAAUCAAUUCAAAUAAUUGAAGAAACAUUUUUAAAACCUGGAUUUGUUAAAAACCAAAUCAAUUUCUGAGAUCAAGAAGAAUUUAAUCCAAAAAUGGCAAUAAGGAUAAUUGUCAAAUUAUCAAUAUAUCUAUUUAGUAAAUUAGCAUUCAGGUAGAAACUUAAUGGACAUAAACAAUUAUUUUAUUUUCCCUUGGACAACUGUGCAUUUAAACAAUAGCUUUAUAAAGGUCAGUCGUUAAUUUUCUUAAAGUAUUUUUAGUCAAAAAUAGGCAAAAAACCAAGGAUAUUUCUACUCAAGUGGAGCAUAAUUAUAUUAUUUUUUAUCUUAAGGAUAGGAGAGAGAUUCAGUAAACCAAACUCAAGUAACAAAGUCCAUUGAAAAUUCCAUAGCUGAAAUGAAAAUAGAUGGGAAAACAAAUUUAAUUAAAUUUAUGGAUGAAUUAUAAAAAUUAGGGGAAGCAAUGCCUGAAUUUUAUUCUAAUCCAUAGUUUUUUUCAGAUUGCAUAUUGCCAAAUUGGGUAAUAACCUAAACACCUGAAGAAUUCAUUUAUAUCAUGAGAGCUCAAUUAGAAUCAAGAAUUGUCCAAGAAAUAUUACCAUUUUGGCUAGAUUUGGUAUUUGGAAUCCAACCAACAUUAAAAGGACAGCAAUUCUAAUAGUAACUGAAACCUAAUGAAUUUGUUUCUCAAAGUUAAAUCAGCCUAGAUAGAAAUCUAAAUAGAGCUAUUAUGAAUGCUUAAGAUAAUGGGUAAUCGAUUAAGCAAUUUUUCACAGAAAAGCAUUUGCCUCGAAAAAUAUUUCAUAAUUAUUUUGGAGAUUAAGCCUAGAUAAAAAUGACUACAAGAAGAUUGCUUUACUAAGGGGAUGAGAAAAUAAUUUCGAGUUACUAUUAUUCGUGUCACCAAUUUGUACUAAUUACAGAGAAAGGAACAGCAAUCAUUCUGGAUGUGAAUGAAUAAUUGUAUUCAAAAAUGAUUGUUGAAUCUGAUUGUUUGAUGAUCAAAUAAAAGAAAUAAUUAGAAACCAAAUCGCCAUUAACUCAUUAAUUAAUAUGCUUCGUAGAUUUUGAUAAUUAGAAUUUCCCAGACAAACAGGAAUCUCAGGCUCAUGUUAUAGAGACUGAGAAAUUGAGUUUAUUUUAAAGUUGUACUAUAUUUUUCAUUCUUGGUGGAUAUCGUAAUGGAGAAUUUAGAUCAUACAAAGGGAACAGUUUGAAAUAUAAAUAACAUAGCACUUAAAAUAAUUCAAACAUCCAAUGCAUAAGAAUUUGCCAUGCAAGAUGUGCACUUAUAAUUGGACAAGAAGAUGGUGGUAUUUCUUUGUGGGAGUUGACCAAAGAGUAUGAGAUUUCAUCUACACCUUUUCUUGUCAUAUCAACUCAUGUUUAUAGUAUAACUAACAUUGAUUGUUCAACUUCUUAAAUUUUGAGCGUAGAUUUGAUUAAUGAAGUGCAUAUACACUAUUACAAUGGCUCACUAAUUAAAAAGAUACAAUUAACUUGUUAUGGGAGCAUUACUUAUUGUUAGAUUAGUUACACAAUGAAUUUGUACAUAUUUUUAAAUAGUUUCAACAAACUCAUGGCUUAUAAUCGAGAUGGAAAAAUAUUCAUCCACCCAAUAGAAAUCCCUUAGAAAAUUAAUAAUAUCAUACCUCUGACUCCUUUUUCAUCGGAAUUCAUAUAUAUGACUGAUAGUGGGUUUUAUUUUGAUGACAUUUUUAUAAUGAAAAUGAAAUAGGAUGGAUUGGUUAUUGAAAAAAACCAGGAUAAAAAGAUUUACGAUUAAAAUUUUGCAUUGAUUAAGGCCAUUCAGGGUUAAAAGUUGUUGCUAAGUGACAGGAGUGGGAAUUAUAUCACGAGCACCUAAAUAAUAUUUUAAUAAAGUGAGUUUGCUCAAUUAAGAUUCUAGACAGUAGGGUGCGACAACGGGAAUUUUUGGUGCUUAUAUAAUGAUGAGGAAAUUCUUCAUUAUUUUGAGAAAAAGUUGUAAAGAUCAGGUCUUAAAUGA